CGGACUACUUCACUAUCUCAUUACUGACAUGCUUGUUCCAUGAGGCCAGGUGCCUCGUUGGCUAGCCAUUAAUUCUGACGUGCGCCUAUUUCUUUUUCCCCUUCUUCUCAUUCUGUUCUUCCCCGUGCGCAUCGCAUGAGCGAGGAAUGACGUCUCCCUGUUCUCGCCCAGUCGACUUCAUUUACGAAUCCCUGAUUGUCUGAUGUUGACCGGUGGGACCGGCCGAUCGAAUCCUCCUUCGCCAUGGUCGCUCCCAGAAACGCCGCAUACGCUGAGGAGAGUGCGGAGGUCGAGGUCCUCUACGCCAAUCUUGAGAAGCUGAAGCUCCUUACGAAGAAAAUUCAGGGCUCCCUGGUGCGUUUGGAAACCGGCGGAAACGUGGUCAAGCAUGCCAUCGGGCCUAUCUACAGCAACACCCAAUCCCUUCAGAUCACCAACAGCAACAUCGAAAAAGUCAACGAAGCCAUUGAGCGCCUGCGGCAACCACUGAAUGCCAAAGGUCAAGAAGAAGGCAUUAUACGUUCUGACCCCCAAAGUGUCGGAGUGUCGCAAUAUCUUUCGGCUGUGAGGCGUGUGGAAAAGGCGCUAGCGGACCUGAACUCGACGAAUUUGAGGUCAAAUCAGAAAGCGAUCACAGACUUUAAUUCUUUACUGAGCCUCGGUAAUUCACAACUUCAAGACUUGCUCCGCAAGAAGCUAGGCGAGAAUGUCGGCGCCAUCGAGCCAUUACACUACUUAACAAAAGAGCUCCCGUUUCCUUCUCUCCCAGACGAUGUUGUUACGGAAUUAGGACCCGUAUGCGCCACUAUCGCGUCCGCGGCAAGCUAUGGGCCCCAGCGAGACGGCGGUAACCCCGCGCUCAAGAUCUACUCCGAUAUACGUGGACCGUACAUCACAGCGAGCUUGCAGAAUCUUGCCAUAGCCUCGUUAAAUACCGUCAAGCGCAGGGCUGCGGAUGGUCCUUAUCGACAAGGUACCAACGGUAUCGGAAUUUACUCAAACGCAUUGGAAAGUUUCAUAUAUACCGAACAUGAUAUGAUCGUCAGGAUUUUUACUGGCGGAGAGCGCGGUUUGGCUUUGCAAGCGACGUGUCGCUCGGCCUUGACAGAGUAUUCGCAGACGCUCCGGGAGCUCAACCACUAUAUCCGCGCCAACUUAAUGACGGAUUGCUUCUUGGCCUUUGAAAUCAUUGAGAUCGUUACUGCAAUGUCUUAUCGCGUCGAUUCGAAGACUGGGGAACUCAAGAGCUUGUUCAUCGAAGCUCUCCGGCCUGUUCGUGAAACAGCCAAGUCAUCCCUUUCGGAGCUCCUCGAAGAGACGAAGCGCAAGGCUGGAAGUAUCUCUAUGCUCCCGCCAGACGGCGGCUCUGUGCCUCUUGUUGGCGAGGUGAUGAGCUCGCUCACCACCCUGACUGGAUACUCCGGGCCUCUUGCAUCGAUUCUGACCUCUCUGGGUGACGGGAACUGGCACUCGACGGCUAACGCAGCCACCACGCCCUUGGAUGUCAGUCCGGAUAGCUCGACGCUUUUGUCGCAUUUCAUUUUGGACAUGAUUGAAGCUCUAAUGAUCGCGCUUGAGGCCCGAGGCCGAGCGCUUCACCGCUCCAAGGCAGUCCAGGGGGUAUUCUUAUCAAAUGUCUUUUGCACCGUGGAUCGCUCUAUCCGGUCAAGCCCAGAACUAGCGAAAUACCUCGGAUCUGGAGAUAGCAUUGCCCGGAUCGAUUCAUUCCGCAAACGGGCCACCUCGACAUACCUGGAUGCUUGGAAGGAAACGUCUCACUAUCUUUUGGAUGUGCAGUACACCUCCCGUGGAUCGGGUCGGCCAACGUCUGGAGGCGUGGUGGAUUCCAGUGCUAUCGUCAAAUCGCUGUCUUCUAAAGAUAAGGACGCCAUUAAGGACAAAUUCAAGGCGUUCAACGCCAGCUUCGAUGACUUGGUGACUCGCCACAAGAGUUUAUACAUGGAACGCGAGGUGCGCGGAGUUCUGGCUAGGGAAGUGCAGGCAGUCCUAGAGCCUCUCUACGCGCGGUUCUGGGAUCGCUAUCAUGAAAUUGACAAGGGCAGAGGCAAGUAUGUCAAAUACGACAAAGGAAGCCUAUCUGCGCAGUUGGCAGCGUUGGUAUAGAUGCGGGCAGCAUCAGCAUCUGGCACAGUGGGGUCAUACCGAAUGCCGGAGAUUGGCAGUAUAGAUGCUAAUCAUAUCUCGAGUCCAACUGUGAAAGAAGGUGGUUCGGCAAAUAUACGCAUCUUCUUGUAAUGUCU
Molecule: messenger RNA, 2261 nt
Organism: Aspergillus homomorphus CBS 101889
Lineage: Eukaryota; Fungi; Ascomycota; Eurotiomycetes; Eurotiales; Aspergillaceae
Product: EXO70 family protein
Exons: 3
Coding region: 244-2124 (626 amino acids)
Biological process (GO): exocytosis
Cellular component (GO): exocyst
Molecular function (GO): phosphatidylinositol-4,5-bisphosphate binding
Source: RefSeq, a predicted model, not a curated record